Molecule: messenger RNA, 411 nt
Organism: Aegilops tauschii subsp. strangulata
Lineage: Eukaryota; Viridiplantae; Streptophyta; Magnoliopsida; Poales; Poaceae
Product: B3 domain-containing protein Os03g0212300-like
Molecular function (GO): DNA binding
Source: RefSeq, a predicted model, not a curated record
AUGCACCGCGAUCCUUGCACCUGGCUCCGGCUCCCCGAAAGCUUCACGAAGGAGCUGGCGGAGCGCGUGCCUAUGGGUCUGUGGCUGCAGCCAGACGGCUGCUGCAACGGCCCUUCCUGGGUGGUGACAGCCUUCACCCCCUCCGGCUUCAUAUUACUGAUGCGGGGGUGGAAGUCGUUCGCCGUCGCUCGCGGCUUGAAGGAGGGGCACAUCCUCCACUUCAAGUAUGACGGGGCCGCCACGCUCUUCAUGAAGAUCUUCGGGGUCAUCGGCUACCGCCUAAAGUGCUGCACGGAGAGCGAUGAUAGCGACAGCCCCGGCAACAAUGAUGGCGACAUGUACCCCUUCGACGGAAGCGGAAGCAGCGACGACUCCCCCAGCGUCAAGAGUGAGGACGAGGACUCUGACUAG